Galendromus occidentalis (western predatory mite) is the source of this 1284-nucleotide messenger RNA. RefSeq names its product stearoyl-CoA desaturase 5. Gene Ontology annotation, biological process: unsaturated fatty acid biosynthetic process. Gene Ontology annotation, molecular function: iron ion binding; stearoyl-CoA 9-desaturase activity. Gene Ontology annotation, cellular component: endoplasmic reticulum membrane. The transcript is spliced from 7 exons. Lineage: Eukaryota; Metazoa; Arthropoda; Arachnida; Mesostigmata; Phytoseiidae. The record is from RefSeq and is a predicted model, not a curated record. The coding region runs from base 48 to 1121 and encodes 357 amino acids.
ACGUUGAAUUGUUGUGCAUUCGUCAGUGAGGAUCCACAGGUUUCAAUAUGGUUGUAAAAUUCGACGCCUUCACCGGUCAACUCCACAAGAAGAAGCUCGAUACUUCCGCUGAUUCCCGAGACGAAGAAGUCAAGUCGAAAAAGUUCUCCCAAACCGAGCAGCCGUCGGAGAACUUCGAGACCUGGAGCUGGAACAAUGUUGUCUGGGCCAACGUUUGGAAGCUUGGCUUGCUACACAUUUUCGCCCUCUGGGGGAUCACUGUAUGGGGUGAACUCAAAUGGCAAACCCACAUUUUCGGAUUGAUCUGGCUUCAACUGUCUGGUCUGUCGGUCACAAUGGGCGCCCACAGACUCUGGUGUCAUCGCUCAUACAAGGCCAAGCUACCGCUCCGAGCUGCUCUCAUGUUGACGAACUGCAUCGCCGCCCAAAACGACCUCUACGAGUGGGUCAGGGACCACCGGGUGCAUCACAAGUACUCAGACACCAAUGCCGACCCACACAACAUCAACAGGGGUCUCUUCUUCUCGCACAUGGGCUGGCUCCUGGUGAAGAAGCACCCAGAUGUCAUCAAAUUCGGGAACCGUCUCGAUUGCUCCGACGUCAUCGCUGAUCCCGUUGUGCGCUUCCAACGGAAAUAUUACGGCUGGUUGGUGAUGUUCUUCGCCUUCCUGAUUCCCACCUACGUGCCACACUUGCUGUGGGGUGAGUCCUUGAAAGUUGCUUUCCUGGUCCCGACGUGCCUUCGUCUGAUAGCGUCUCUUCACUUCACGUGGUCCGUCAACUCAUGGGCGCACUACUUCGGAGACAAGCCCUUCGACAGCGAGAUGAAACCCACGGAGACCACUCUCGUUUCCUUCUGGGCUGUCGGAGAAGGAUUCCACAACUUCCACCACGUUUUUCCUUUCGAUUACUCUUGCUCCGAACUGGGAUGGUUUAUGAAUACAUCUACUAUGUUGAUCGACUUCAUGGCUUUGAUCGGACAAGCCUACGACAGAAAAUCAGUCUCGAAAGAGACGAUCUUGAAGAAAAAACUGGCUACCGGUGACGGAACUAGGCUGCCCGCUUCAAUAAAGGAAAUCAGGACACUCGCCCGGGAGCCCAUCGAGCCAAUCAGGGGCUAGGCAAAGAACUUACUUAGGGAACAGCCUUAUGCUCAAGAUCCUCGUCCGAGAUCUUGUGAAGCAUUGAGGAGAACGUAUGCAAGAUGUUUGAAUGUGUAGAUGCAUGUGAAAGAGUCCUACUUUAUGUUUUAUUCGUUAAGUCAAUCAAUAAAGCGAGAGAACC